Messenger RNA from Knipowitschia caucasica, 645 nucleotides. Lineage: Eukaryota; Metazoa; Chordata; Actinopteri; Gobiiformes; Gobiidae. The record is from the annotation of a GenBank genome assembly.
AUGGGGAUCUGGGUCUCUGUGGACGGGUCUUCGUUCCUGGAGCUCUUGGGGCCAUUCUCGGCUCAGGCCUCGCAGUUCGUGAACGUGGGUUUCUUCUGCAUCGCUGUGGGGGCCGUGCUGGUGCUCAUGGGGGCCCUCGGCUUCUGCGGGGCCCAGUGCCAGAGCAAGUGCCUGCUGCUGAUGUUCUUCGUCGUGGUCCUCCUCAUCUUCAUCGCGGAGGUGGCAGCUGCAGUCGUGGCUCUGGCUUAUUCCUCCUUUGCUGAGGGGAUCCUUCGGGCCUGGGCGGCUCCUGCUCUGAAGAACGACUACGGUUCUGAUCCGAUCGUCACCAAGAUCUGGAACACCACCAUGACCGAGCUGUCGUGUUGCGGCUUCACAAACUUCACAGACUUCCAGGGGUCAAAGUUCGAGGCGAUGACUCAGGGACACUUCCCUCCGAGCUGCUGCUGGACCCAGAGCGCCCCCUGUGGAGCGGAGGAGGCGGAGCGGAGUAACAUGAAGGGCUGUUUUGAGCAGAUUCUCAUUUCUCUUCAAGAACACGCAAACAUCGUGGGAGGAAUCGCUGCUGGAAUCGGAGUUUUGGAAAUUGCUGCGAUGAUUGUGUCCAUGUACCUUUACUGUCAUCUCGACAAACGCAUCAGUUGA